This is a messenger RNA of Osmerus eperlanus (European smelt), 1041 nucleotides long. Its product is annotated as GTPase KRas. Lineage: Eukaryota; Metazoa; Chordata; Actinopteri; Osmeriformes; Osmeridae. The transcript is spliced from 5 exons. Gene Ontology annotation, biological process: Ras protein signal transduction. The record is from RefSeq and is a predicted model, not a curated record. The coding region runs from base 324 to 887 and encodes 187 amino acids. Gene Ontology annotation, cellular component: plasma membrane. Gene Ontology annotation, molecular function: GTP binding; GTPase activity; GDP binding.
UUCUUAGCUAUGAAAGCCCUGCCUUUUUGAACCACAAUGGAUUCCAAAGAUUUAGCUAUAGCCAUAUCCCUACUUCUUCCUUAAAUAAAUGUGGGAGUUUUGCAGUUAUUUUAUGAGUUUUAGUACAUACUAAUUUGAAAACGGUGUACAUCAAAUGCUCUCAGUAGUGCAAGUGCUGUCUCUCCAUUCAAAUAUUUUUCUGAAGUAAUUUCUAUAAGGAAAUAGACCAUGGCUAUAUUGCCAGCUAGCUAUUAAUUUUGUCUCCAAAAUCCUAUUCCAAGCUACAAUACUGUACAUGAACAACAAACGACCCAAACAGAGGCAUGACAGAGUAUAAACUUGUGGUAGUCGGGGCUGGUGGUGUGGGAAAGAGUGCUUUGACAAUACAGCUCAUCCAAAACCACUUUGUGGAUGAAUAUGACCCCACUAUUGAGGACUCCUACAGGAAGCAGGUGGUGAUUGAUGGGGAGACAUGUCUGCUGGACAUCCUGGACACGGCAGGCCAGGAGGAGUACAGUGCCAUGAGGGACCAGUACAUGAGGACAGGGGAGGGCUUCCUGUGUGUCUUCGCCAUCAACAACAGCAAGUCUUUUGAGGACGUUCACCUCUACAGAGAGCAGAUCAACCGCGUGAAGGACAGUGACAGCGUUCCCAUGGUGCUGGUGGGAAACAAGAGCGACCUGGGUUCCCGGAGCGUGGAGAGCAGGCAGGCCCAGGAGCUGGCCAGAGGGUUAGGGGUCCCCUUUGUAGAGACCUCUGCCAAAACCAGACAGGGGGUGGAGGAAGCCUUUUACUCUUUGGUGCGGGAAAUCAGGCGAUACAAGGAAACUAACCGCAGCAACAAGAAGAGCAAGAAAAGUACUCAGAGACGUUGCACUUUACUAUAACACAGACCAAGCCUGUCCCCUCACUGCCCUAUACUAUAACACAGACCAAGCCUGUCCCCUCACUGCCCUAUACUAUAACACAGACCAAGCCUGUCCCCUCACUGCCCUAUACUAUAACACAGACCAAGCCUGUCCCCUCACUGCCCUAUACUAU